CAAUCAAGAUAUAUUGAAUCAACGCAAAGUAUAAUCAUGGAUAUAGACAAAACAAAUGAAUUUCUUGAGGCAAACUUUGAGUCAAAGUUUGUGGACUCUCUUAAGGACUUCAUUAGGAUCCCUAACCUCUCGCCUGCCUUCGACUCAGAGUUCCUGACCAAUGGGCUAAUAGAUGAAGCUAUUGAAUAUGUACAGAAGUUUGCAGAAGAUCUUCAAAUUGAAGGGCUACAAUCGCAUCUUGUCAAGAAUGAACAAGGAAAUCCCAUGCUAAUCUUUGUAUAUGAAGGAACAGCAGCAGCAAACAUUCUUGUAUACGGACAUUUAGAUAAGCAGCCACACAUGGAAGGAUGGCAGGAAGGCACAGGGCCUACAAACCCUGUUGUAAUCGAUGGACAUCUCUAUGGAAGAGGAUCAGCUGAUGAUGGAUAUGUGCCAUUUGCAACUCUUCUUGCUUUAAAGAACGCAUUAGAUCAAGGACAACCUCUUCCAAGAAUUGUUCUAGUUCUUGAAACUGAGGAAGAAAGUGGAUCUCCUCAUGUAGUUUCUCUUCUUGAACUCUCUUCAGAGUACAUUAAAGAUCCUGACUACUGCAUUUGCAUGGCUAAUACAGCUUUCGAUUUUGAUUCUCUAUGGCUAACUUCAACUAUGAGAGGAAUCUUAGCAUUUAAUCUCAAAGUGAGCGUUACUGAGAUAGCCUGUCACAGCGGAGUCUGUGGAGGAGCAAUUCCUGAGUCUUUCAGAAUUGCUAACUCCUUAAUAGAUAGAGUAGAAGACUCUUCUACAAAGAGGAUUCCCCUCUUUGAAGUAGAGAUACCUGAGUCCUAUGUUGAGGAGGCUAAGCAUGUAUCCUCUCUUGAAGGAGAGGAUUCCUUCAAGGAUUUCAAUUUCUUAGAUGGAGUAACUCCUAUCAAAGUGGAUCCUGCAGAGUCUUACUUGAACAUCAGAUGGAGACCCUCCCUUGCUGUAACAGGAGCAGAUGGGCUUCCUCCUACUUCUAAGGCAGGAAAUGUUGUGAGAGACUCUACGACUUUGAAGCUAUGUUUUAGACUUCCUCCAGGAGUCAGUAGCACAGAAUCUUUUGAGAAAGUCAAGGAGAUCUUUACAAAAGAUGUCCCGUAUGAUGCCAAAGUUGAGAUUUCAGGACUUCAAACUGGAGAUGGAUGGAGAAUGAAAGAACUUGAUGCAAAAUUCAGAGAUUUACUCAAUGAUGUAUCUGAUACUUUCUUUUCAAAGAAAGUAGGAUCAUUCGGAGGCGGAGGCUCUAUCCCAUUUUUAAAAACACUAGAAAACAGAUACACAAAAGCAAAGAUUAUUGGAGUUGGUAGUAAAGGACCUGGGCAUAAUAUUCAUGCUCCAAAUGAAAAUUUAUAUCUGCCGUAUACAAAGAAGUUCAUUGGGGCCUUUUCUCAUAUUUUAGCCGGGUUAGUUUAAA
Moneuplotes crassus is the source of this 1432-nucleotide messenger RNA. The record is from the annotation of a GenBank genome assembly. Lineage: Eukaryota; Ciliophora; Spirotrichea; Euplotida; Euplotidae.